Molecule: messenger RNA, 1317 nt
Organism: Didymodactylos carnosus
Lineage: Eukaryota; Metazoa; Rotifera; Eurotatoria; Philodinida; Philodinidae
Source: the annotation of a GenBank genome assembly
AUGUACUCAUUAUCAAACGUCACAUCUCGUUUAAGAUUUACACCUGUUGAUACAAAUGUCAUUCAUAAUAUCGUUUACUAUAACGGUACAGAGUCAGAACCCGCUCAUGUAAACCAUCGUCUCGACAUUUGGAUUCCACCAACACCAUCACCAUCACCACAAUCCACUGAGUCAACAACAAACAUACAGAGUCAAAAAAUACCUAUAGUAAUUCAUGUCCAUGGUGGAGGUUGGCAACGUGGUAAUAAAAAUAAUGAAUGGCGUGGUGGACCAAAUAUAGGACGUUGUGUAGCUAAAGAGAACAUGAUUGGUGUUGUUAUUUCUUACCGAUUAGCUGCGCCAAGUAUCUACGUAUUACUUCUACGAUGUUUAAUAUUAGCCAUUUUAAUUAGCAUUCCACUUUCAUUUAUAAUCAAAAAAUCUUAUUUAAAAGUAUUUUCUAUCACUUACGUGUUAAUAAUACCAAUAAUGUUUUUAAUCGGUCGCUAUUUCUAUAAACAACCUAUACAUAUUGAUCAUAUGUUAGAAGAUGUAUGUCGGGCAAUUACUUACGUGCGUGAACAUAUUGAAGAACAUUGUCAACAAGCAGAUAUUAAUUCUAUUUAUUUGAGUGGACAUUCAGCUGGAGCACAUUUAAUUUCAUUAUUAGUUUUAAAUCCCGAAUAUUUUAAAAAAAAUCAAAUCAAAAAUCCAUAUUCAUUUAUUAAAGUAGAUGAUGAAUCAAUGAUUGCACUUGGUAAUGAAAUUGAUUCAAAAGCCUAUGAAUGGUUACAAAAAGUAAUUAAAUCACAAAUAGUGCAGUUAAAUGCAUUUAUAUUUGUCGGCUCGAAUUCUACAUUAGUCACAAAUGUUCCACUCAUUUUUUGUUCAUGUAAAUGUGACCUAAAAGAAUAUUACUGUGUUAUAUCUAUGAGCGGUAUCUAUAGUCUGCGUAAUCCAUUACAUGAUGAAUAUUUUAAUUUUCGUAAUAUAUUUUUUCGUUUAAUGUAUGUUAGUAGUGCUAUUCCUACUCAUGAUAUUUUAACUUAUUCACCAAUUGAAUAUAUUAUUAAACAUGAACAACAAAAUGAUACAGAUAAAAAUUUACAUCAUGUACCAUUUUUAGUGUUAAGUGCACAAAUGGAUUUAGGUUUAGAAAUAGAUGCACAACGAUUUGUAUCAAAAUUAAAACAACAUCAUUAUUAUGUUGAAUAUUAUAUUAUACCUAAAACAUCACAUGCUACAAUUGCCAGUCAAUUUCCAAAAUAUGAUUCACAUAAACAUUAUUUUGAAUUUAUUAAAAAAAUUCAGACUCAAACAAUAAUAAUGAGUCAAUAA